CCCGUUUCUGAACAUGUCAAAGAUUUAAUGUUUUUUUUUAUUAGUUACUAUAUUACUGAAGCAUUUCAACACCAAAAAAUUGCUGUUUGUUGCCAAUAUUAAUGGCGACAUCGUCUAAAAGGAAAAACGACCAAGGCGGAGUAGUCAUUGGUACUAGCUCAUCGCAGGACCUCGUCACCGACCAAAACUCGGGUCGUCGCCAGGAGCAAAAAGUCUACACAUUCAGUGACCGGCCCUCUCCAAAGCCAGCGGCACAACCGGGAGUCCAUGCAAAAGACGGCGAAAAGACUAAGCCGCAAAAGACCAUUCUAGAGGAACACGGCAUUAUUCUGGGCAAAGUUAUUGGCACGGGCAACUAUGCCAAAGUCAAGAUUGGCUUCUCGGAGGAGUACGGUAAGCGGGUUGCCGUCAAAAUCAUCUCCAAGGUGAAGGCUCCCUCUGAGUACACGCAGAAGUUCCUACCUCGAGAGAUCGAAGCGGUAAAGGGUUUACACCAUGACAAUUUAAUAACCUUUUAUCAGAGCAUUGAGACGAGUCAUAGAGUCUACCUGAUUAUGCAGCUGGCUGAGAAUGGAACCCUUCUAGACUACGUACGUGAACGCAAGUUCCUGGAUGAGCCACAGUCGCGGACGCUUUUCAAGCAGCUUGUGAGUGCGGUGGAGUACAUCCACAGCAAAGGAGUGGUGCACCGAGACAUCAAGUGUGAAAACCUGCUGCUGGAUGAGAACUGGAAUUUGAAGCUAAUCGACUUCGGGUUCGCGCGCAAAGAUACGCGAACUCCAGAUUACCAGGUGAUUCUCUCAAAAACCUUCUGUGGCAGCUACGCUUACGCCAGUCCCGAAAUUCUAAAAGGCGUGGCCUACGAUCCUUUCAUGUCGGAUAUCUGGGCCUGUGGCGUCGUCUGCUACGCGAUGAUUUUCGGUCGUCUUCCCUACGAUGGCUCUAAUGUGCACAUCCUCCUAAAGCGCAUCAAUCAGUCUCUGGUGUUCCCGAAGUCUCCAUCAGCCUCCAGCGAGUGCAAGCAUAUGAUUAUGCACAUUCUUGCGCCAGUAAAAAUCCGGUAUAAUAUUCCACAGGUCAAGGACGAUCCUUGGUAUUUGCUGAAAUAAAUAUUUGGUACUAGUUAAUAGUUAUGUGCAAAAACAUCCCAAAAUUGUAAACGUAAAAACAAAUAAGCAAAACUAACUAGCAAAACGA
Molecule: messenger RNA, 1197 nt
Organism: Drosophila suzukii
Lineage: Eukaryota; Metazoa; Arthropoda; Insecta; Diptera; Drosophilidae
Product: testis-specific serine/threonine-protein kinase 3
Biological process (GO): intracellular signal transduction; protein phosphorylation
Cellular component (GO): cytoplasm
Molecular function (GO): ATP binding; protein serine/threonine kinase activity
Source: RefSeq, a predicted model, not a curated record